UUCAAGAUAAACUUCUUCGCCAUGAAGAUUAUUUUAAAUUCGUCAUAGUUUCUCUUGUUUGCUUAGAACAUCUCGAAUUCUUUAACAUCGAUGUCCUUUAAAAAAAAUUGUGUAAAUUCAGUGGAAAAUGAAAAUAUUUCAUAUUAAAAACUCGCUCAAGGGAGGUAAGUGAAUAAAAGCUAGCCACGCUGCGUCAUAGUGUUCCUUUAUUAUUCACCAUUUGUUUUGCAUUUCUUACUCUAGAACGCAGAAUAACCAAUAACUGUCUUGCCAAUCUUGUCACAACACCUGCACUUAAGGUUUGUCCGACAAAGGUCUUGAUUAGCCUGCACAGUCUUGGUGUGGCACGUGCAUGAUCACAGGCCACGCUUGAUUGACAAGGAAGAAACAGAACUAGGCGUGACAGGCACCGUGUCAGCCACGUUGUAAGACAAGGUCUCUGACUCCUCUCUCUCCCCCGACACCUGCACUUGACGAACAUCAGUCAUGGUAUUCCCGGAAGUGACAUCUUGUGAACCCGGAUGUUACAAAUCACAGAUAUUCAUGAAGAUUGGUAAAGAUAGUAACUGAUUCAGAUUAGCUUUGAAAAAAAUAGAAAUUGCUGAUUAGGAAUAAAAUAUUAAUUGUGGUGCCCUGUGGCACUGUAUGCUAUUUUUGUUAUUAUUUACUUUAUUGUAACAUAUUCAGUACACUACGGACGUCUACUUUAUACAUAAACAAAUAAGUGCUAAUUAAUUAAAAUACGGAGUGUUGCAUUUUUGCAUUAGCUUCGCUUCAUCAUCUUUCUUCGUACAAUGUAAGGCAUACGUAACUCACAUAAAAACAUUUUCUUUGAGGUGUCCAGGAUUCAUGUGUGAUGUCCAAAAAAGCGGGAGUACUUGUUGAGGAGAAGGAGUCACCUGCCCCUUGGCGCCUCCGGGUAUUUCCUGGAGGCCAUCAAUACUGCAGCGUGCACUCAGCUGCACGGUAUAAAAGACAGGACUGGUCACAGUUCGUCAAGCAGGUGCUUCGAGACGUUUGGUGAAGCGUGCCAUCAGACAGUUUUACUUGAAGGUAAUGUUUGUAGUUAACCUCGUGACAUAGGUUUAGCUCCUAGGGUCAUCAUUCUUCAUUACAUUAACGAAUUGUUACUUUCUCUCUAUUGUAUUUACAAAUAUAGUCUGGACUUCAAUGUGUUUAGGAAUUAAAUUUUCAUUUAGACUUUUACUUCGCUGCAGUCACAAUCUUUCUGUGACUUAUACAUGUACUCGUACAGGUCCUAAAGAUCUAGUGAAGCAUACGAUAUUGCUACGAACUCAACUCAGUCAUUUGAAAAUACAAUUGUACCCCACUAGCAAUUUCAGCAAAGAGCUAUUUUAACCCUUCCAUAAGAAAGCACUGUUCUCAGCCCCCUUAUUCAAUCUUAAGUGCUUUUGCUGUUCAUUCCUAACACAUUCGUCUGACGUACGUAGGACACCUUCUGGGCAGACCUGUACCACGUGACACCAUGAGGUCUUUCCUGUGUCUCACUGUCUUUGUCAUUCUCGCGGUGACCCACACGCAAGGUCGAGGCUUCUAUCAUCGUUACAGACAACUUUCAGUGUCUGCGGCUAAAGGCUGUCACAGCCGUUCGGUGGGAGACUCGCUCAGCGUGUGUUACAAGCUCUUGACAAACGGGAGAGAAGCCAUCUUGCAGUGUCCUCUUGGCAAGCGCUACAACCCCUGGUCCUGCACCUGCGACAUCGCGUUCCCAAAUGAUCCCCGUCGCCCUGGGAGAUAUUUUUGUCCCCAGGGAGGAGCCAGAGCUACUGCCGUGGCGCAAGCUUUUGCAAACGCUGUCGCUGCAAGGCGAACCACGGCGAACGCUCUGGCCAGCGGCGUAGCGCAGACGAACGCCAAAAUGGCGGCUCGCACGAGGGAGGAUCAAACGCUUGCCAUAGCUCGGGCCAGGGCACAAGCCGCAGCACGGUCGGGCUUGACUCCACCCGGGAUCGUUAACACGGCCACUUCGCGAGCCCAAGCUCAGGCCAUCACGAGAUCUCUCGGGGUCUUGCCGACAAACGUCUCGAACAUCCGGGGUGGCAGAAACGGAAAUGCGCUAACACCAGCCAAUGGCAACGACGUGAGCUCGUCAGGACCUGUGUUCCAGCUGGAUGAUUUAGUCGAAGAUGGUUUUGAUGAUGUCUUUGAUGACUUAGCUGACGAUGACAGCGUUACACGUGACGACGAUCUCAACGAUAAUUUUGAAGAUUUUUUUGAUGACCUUUUUGACGCUGACAUCAAUGACGCGUCAGGAAAGAGGUUCCGACGCAGCCAAGAUGGUGAUUUUUAUGACGGUUUGCUAAAAGAUAUCUUCGACAACGACGGCUAUGACGACAUCUUCGACAACGAUAAAUACGCCGAUCUUUUUAAGACUGAUGACACAAGAGAUGAUGGAGCAGACAGAAACGAUGACAAUUUCGACCAAAGCUUUAGUCUCUAGCUUACUGAGACUGCGGUAGACGACCAUAACACUGAGGUUUUUCUUUAAAAGUAGAUCUCAUACAUUGUUUAUGAUUUAUAUCUGGUGUUGUUGAAACCGUCAAGCAAAAUUUUACAAGUGUACAGCUUACUGAAAUUUUUAAUAGUGGGGAAUGGAAAACAAAUUGUAGAUGCUGAAUUUUGAUUAAAGAAAAACUAAGCAUAAACUGACACUGUUGAUUGUAUUUAUCGUUUGGUUUGCCUUGUGGAUUAUGAAAAAUGUGUGAUUCCCGUAAAAGUAUCAGAGCUUUUUCGAAG
Messenger RNA from Pomacea canaliculata, 2757 nucleotides. RefSeq lists its product as uncharacterized. Lineage: Eukaryota; Metazoa; Mollusca; Gastropoda; Architaenioglossa; Ampullariidae. The record is from RefSeq and is a predicted model, not a curated record. The transcript has 3 exons. Bases 1487 to 2461 code for a protein of 324 amino acids.